Messenger RNA from Acanthosepion pharaonis, 1665 nucleotides. The record is from the annotation of a GenBank genome assembly. Lineage: Eukaryota; Metazoa; Mollusca; Cephalopoda; Sepiida; Sepiidae.
AUGGACAAUUUUGUUGUUACACCCGGUAACAACAAAAUUAAAUAUUCUAUCUAUCUAUCUAUCUAUCUAUCUAUCUAUCUAUCUAUCUAUCUAUAUUCAUUCACUUACAGACGCACAUGCCUUGGACUGAAACUUGAUAACGCAUUUAUUUUUCUUAUGGAGUCAGUAAAAGAAUUUCGUGAUUGGUUUGUGAGUAAGUGUAAAGUGACUGCAGCUGCGGCCAUUCUAACUGGCGGUACUAGCGGUCAAGAUAGCAAGUAUGGGGGUAAUAUUGUCACCCCGCGUUCAAUCCCGCAGUUCAUUAUCCCAUGUUCGGGUGACGUAUCUCGUCAGUCGAGUGAGGACAAGUUUUCGCAGGAUGACGACGCGCGAAGUGUGACAAGCGACAGCAGUGCACCUUACUCAGAACGUAACAGUCCCGCAGUUUCUCUCAGUGGCUCCUAUUCAUGCCUAGCCUUGCCAAAAAGCCCUGUCAUGACCCGCUCGGCGCCGGUGACGCCACGACAAGAACACAAACCCCGAAUCGGGACCCGAAACGACAGACAUUCGCUGACCAGCAUCGACACACUCAGAGACGAUGGGUCCGAACAAAGCAUCUAUACUUCGGCCAAUCAGUCAACAUACUCACUACCUAGACGAUCACUCGAUGUUAUAGUCACUAACACCACGCAAAUUCCUUCGGUUAACUACACGACGACGCAACAGAAGAGCCCAUUGCUUAUGAGAGGUGUAGCAAUUGAUCAAUUUGGUGUAUCGAACUCUUGGACAGCGAGAGAUGAUUACAGUGGUGCUAGUGCCAGUGGUGUCAGUGGUAGUGCUAGUAUCUUGUCUUCAGUUCCAGGAAAUGGCCGCCACAAGAGGUCUGCCAGCAGCAAAGCCAGUGCAGGAAAAUUGACGUUACCUCUCAACCAAAACGGACCCUCGUCAGCCCAUUCGUCUUCGCGCAGAAUGGACCCCUUUCCAACUAUCUCGGUAUCAUCACCUGGGGUCAGCUGUAUGGAAGAGGGUGCCAGUAAAUACUCCCAGCGCAACAGAUACGUAGGAGGCAACGACAAUGUGAGCCCAAGUGCAGUUAGCCCUCACAAAAACAAAGUUCGUGGACAUAAUUACUAUAGACGUCGCUCGUCCCUGUCCGACUUGAAUGUAGAAGAGGCAAAUUACUUAUCCGGUCUGGCCAGCCAAAGUUCCGGCUGCAAAUCAGCUGGACCUUCUCCGACACCAAGACGAAAAUUCCACAAACAGAACUCACCCCUGAUCGAACAGAGACCCUUCAACGUAGUUAGCCCCUCGUCCCCGGUCUCGCCGGUUAACAGGCUUGAACUUCGAAAUGACAACAGUCUCGGGAGGAAGCGCUCGGUUUCCCAACUUCAGGCACAUCUCGUGGCCGAAUACGGGGAACUCAAGUUUUCUUUCCAAUAUCUGCCCGAGCAGAAACAAUUAAAAAUCCUCCUGAUUCGCGCCGAAAAUUUAGGUGGUAACGUUAAAGGAGACAGUCAGAUUAACGCUCAUACAUCACUGACACUUUUCUUCUCUCUCUCUCUCUCUAUCUAUCUAUCUAUCUAUCUAUCUAUCUAUCUAUCUAUCUCUUCAUUCCCAUCUAUCUAUCUAUCUAUCUAUCUAUCUAUCUAUCUAUCUAUCUAUCUAUCUAUCUAUCUCGCUAGAUAG